This is a messenger RNA of Nannospalax galili (Upper Galilee mountains blind mole rat), 1392 nucleotides long. RefSeq names its product glyceraldehyde-3-phosphate dehydrogenase, spermatogenic (gene Gapdhs). Gene Ontology annotation, biological process: glucose metabolic process. Bases 1 to 1161 code for a protein of 386 amino acids. The record is from RefSeq and is a predicted model, not a curated record. NCBI's taxonomy places the organism in Eukaryota, Metazoa, Chordata, Mammalia, Rodentia, Spalacidae. The transcript is spliced from 11 exons. Gene Ontology annotation, molecular function: NAD binding; NADP binding; oxidoreductase activity, acting on the aldehyde or oxo group of donors, NAD or NADP as acceptor.
AUGCAGAAACGUGACAUUGUCCUCACCAACGUCACUGUUGUCCAGCUACAGCGACAGCCAUGUCCGGUGAUCAGGCCACCACCCCCACUUGAGCCCGAGGCGCCACCACCACCUCCACCACCUUCCCCUCCCCCACCACCCAAGAAGCCAUCUAGAGAGUUGACAGUGGGCAUCAAUGGAUUCGGACGCAUCGGUCGCCUGGUGCUUCGAGUCUGCAUGGAGAAGGGCAUUAAGGUGGUGGCAGUGAAUGACCCAUUCAUUGACCCCGAAUACAUGGUGUACAUGUUCAAGUACGACUCUACCCAUGGCAGAUACAAGGGGAGUGUGAAGCACAAGAAUGGACAGCUGGUCGUGGACAACCAUGAGAUCAACGUGUACCAGUGCAAAGACCCUAAAGAAAUCCCCUGGAGCUCUAUUGGAAGUCCCUACGUGGUAGAGUCCACAGGCAUGUACCUGUCCUUAGAGGCAGCUUCGGCACACAUCUCAGCCGGUGCCCAUCGUGUAGUGGUCACUGCGCCCUCCCCUGAUGCACCCAUGUUGGUCAUGGGUGUGAAUGAGAAGGAUUAUAACCCUGGCUCUAUGAACAUUGUCAGUAACGCAUCCUGCACCACCAACUGCCUGGCACCCCUUGCCAAGGUCAUCCAUGAACACUUUGGGAUUGUGGAAGGGCUGAUGACCACAGUCCAUUCCUAUACGGCCACCCAGAAGACAGUGGACGGGCCAUCAAAGAAGGACUGGCGAGGUGGACGUGGUGCCCACCAGAACAUCAUCCCAUCUUCCACUGGGGCUGCCAGUGCUGUGGGCAAAGUCAUCCCAGAACUCAAAGGGAAGCUAACAGGAAUGGCAUUCCGCGUACCAACCCCCAAUGUGUCUGUUGUGGAUCUUACCUGCCGCCUGGCCCAGGCUGCCUCCUACUCAGCCAUCAAGGACGCUGUAAAAGCAGCAGCUAAGGGCCCCAUGGCUGGCAUCCUUGCCUACACAGAAGACCAGGUGGUCUCCACAGACUUUAUCGGCGAUCCCCACUCGUCCAUCUUCGAUGCCAGGGCUGGCAUUGCUCUCAACGACAACUUCGUGAAGCUCGUUUCCUGGUACGACAACGAAUAUGGCUACAGUAACCGGGUGGUCGACCUCCUACGCUACAUGUUCAGCCGAGACAAAUAAAGCGGAAAGGCCCCUCCUGUUUCCCCGCCCACCCCGCGUUCCUGCCCUCAGCUGCGCCUGGAAGGAGGGUGCGGGGCACUAGGGUCUUGCGCCGCUGCCCCAGGUCAACCAGGAAAUAAAAACCAUAGUGCGCGCACAGCUGCACCCGCGUGUCUCUACGCCCGUCUCCGUGGUUCGGGGCCGGGUUCAAGGUUCGUGGCAAAGGCGAGUGGUGGCGCUUGGCUCCAAGCC